Molecule: messenger RNA, 1980 nt
Organism: Dermatophagoides pteronyssinus (European house dust mite)
Lineage: Eukaryota; Metazoa; Arthropoda; Arachnida; Sarcoptiformes; Pyroglyphidae
Source: RefSeq, a predicted model, not a curated record
ACUUUAAUGUCUGUAUCACACAAAAUAUAUACGGAGAAAGAAUGAAUGUUUUAGAUACAUCCCCAAUGGCAACACACAGAAAAAAGCAAGAAAACAAACAAAGAUAACGAUAUUUUCAGAACAAUCCACAAUCAAACACCAUAAUUCUAAUUAAAUUUAGUCCAUAUGGUUUGCUUUUCUCUUUGUAAUCAAUGAUUCGAAUAAAUUAUGGUAAUAUUUGAAGAACAAUUAUCAAAACCAAUAACAACAACAACAAUGUCGUCAAAUAAUAAUCAAGAUGAUGAUAAUCAAACACAAAUAAGCAACGAUACAACGACGAUAAUAACGAAUGUAAAACUUAAACAACAACAACAACAUCAAUCAGUUUUCAAUCAUCAUUUAAAUGGUUUUCAUUCAAAAAAUGAUGAUGAAGAAUUGAACGAAGACCAGCUACAAACGAAUAUCUGUUCGAAUCAAACUGUGAUGAAUCAUAAUAAUAAUAAUAAUAAUAUUGAUUCGAAUUCGAACAAAACCGAACAACAUAUCGAUACCAUCGAUAAUCAUCAACAAGAAAAUGAUCAGGAUGAUGAUGAUUUUGCCGAUUUUGCAACGUUUAUGCCCGAUUCGAAUCAAAAAAAUGAUGAUGAUGAUAAUUUCGAUGAAGAUUUUGAUGAUUUUGCCGAUUUUACCACCACCACCGCCAAUGUUCCAGAGCCAAUCGUCACUGAUGAUGAUAAAAACAUAAAAACAUUGAAAAAUUCUCGACAAUUAAUUGAAGAUACAUUUCCAAUCAAAACUUCUUCAAUCUACGAUGAUGAACGAUUAUCAAUUGAUUUUUUUGAUAAAAAAUUCUGUGAUCCAAAUGCACAACAAUUAUGGAAUAAUCUUCAACAAUUAGAUUUAAAAUUAAAUUUUCAUUUCAAUAAAUGGAAACAAUCAUCAUCAUUUAAACAUCUAAUAGAAUCAUUAAAAAUUGAUUCACGUAAUGUGAUUCCACCGGAUAUUUUUCCAUCAACCACCAACAUUACUUUGAAUCAAAUUUUACAACCAACAGCAUAUGAUUAUUCAACAACAACAACAACAGCGACAAAAAUUGAUGCGAAUGACGAUGAAUGUAAUGGAUUAACAAUGGCGGAUGUAUUCUGUAAAACAAACGUAAACAAAAAUCAUUUAACAACAAAAAUCGAAUCAUCAACAACAACAGCGGAAUCAUUGGAAUGGCCAGCUGAUCAUUCGAUGACGACAUUGCCAUCAACAACGACAACAAAUCAAUCAAUGUUGUGUAAUAAUUUAGCUCAAGAUUUAGAUUUUUUUGAAACUAAAUAUGUAAGCAACAACAACAACAUUUCCAAUGUUAAAAAUGAGGAUCAUCAUCAUCAUAAUCUUAUUGCAGAAUUUGAUGAAUUUUUGAGGAUCGAUACUGAAUCAGCGAUUGUCAACAACAAUGAAAUUUCAACCAAAUCAACAACAAACAAAACAAUAAAUCGAAUGAAUGAACAAGUUUUAAGCGCUGAAGCAUUACAAAUUCUUAAUGAAUUACCAACACUUUCAAUGAUGAGAUCGAAAAUUUUAUCAUAUCCAAUGUUGAAUAAUCGUCAAUGUCGUUCCAAUUCAAAUUCACCAUCAUCAUCUAGCCAUCAUCAUCAUUCAUAGCAUUUUGUUGAAUGAUCUCAUCAAACAAAAUAAAGCAAAUUACUGUGAUCAACAAUAUUAGAAAAUCAAACUUUUUUUUCGUAAUUUUUUUGUAUUUUAUUUAUAUUUUAAAAAACAUUAUUAUUGUUGUUGUUGUCAUCACAGAAAACAAAAAACGUUCGAAACACAACCGACAUUCCAACAUUUUCAUUCCAAAAACAAAACAAUUUUCUUUUCUUUCUGUCCAUUUCAACAAAACCUAGUCAAGAUUUCUUUUUUUUCCUGCAUUUAAAAUAAUUCAAAAUUUUGUUUUUAAAAAAUAAAUUUUGUUCUUCAAAUUUUCAAAUAAUGAAAAAGUGCAUGUUGUGU